Varroa destructor (honeybee mite) is the source of this 4384-nucleotide messenger RNA. RefSeq names its product Poly(ADP-ribose) glycohydrolase (gene Parg). NCBI's taxonomy places the organism in Eukaryota, Metazoa, Arthropoda, Arachnida, Mesostigmata, Varroidae. Gene Ontology annotation, cellular component: nucleus; cytoplasm. Gene Ontology annotation, molecular function: poly(ADP-ribose) glycohydrolase activity. Gene Ontology annotation, biological process: carbohydrate metabolic process; regulation of DNA repair; nucleotide-sugar metabolic process. The record is from RefSeq and is a predicted model, not a curated record.
AAAACUUCAAAAGCAUUGAUCAUUUAUCGGCGCGUAGGGCAUCAGGAGUGCAGUGUUAUCAGAUAGAUAUAAUGCAGUGUAUAUUCUACAUUAACAAGGUUUGGUUGGUUGUUCUGUGUACAAUUCAAGCGUUUGAUCUGGUCGUGUGGAAUGGAACACUCUCAUAUGGGCGGCAAGUAGCCUGCCUAUCUUGUGUUGACAAAAGAACCGAUCUGGCGCAUUAACGCUAGCGUCUAAUACAUCAUUUCUUUAAUCUUACAAAGAUAGAUACAUUGUUAUCUCUUCCAUUAUAGUUUACCUAUUGAUUAAAUGUGGUGAGGAUAUAAAAAUAGAGCCAAUUUGUGGCACAUAUUAAUUUUUUUUCAAAAUGGCACAUUUUCAUAGAGAAAGGUUUCAAGGGUAAUAAGACUGUUUAUACGUAUGUUUUUGCGCGUACAUAUCUAGUUGUAUGCAAGCUAACCAUGGCUUACUUAUUGUCGAUGAAUUAAAUUCUGUGCAAAAUGCGAUAUUGACAGCUUGAGUUACAACUGUUUACUGUGUGUUUUGCGAUGUCGGCGCCAAAGACGCCUCCACCGAAGAGGUUAAAGGUUUUUGUGGGAGAUUUUUUGGAGAAAAAUUCAGAAGUGCCAAGUGAAGCAUCAUGUAAUGAUGCGCAUAUUAGUGUACCAGGAAACCUCAAGUCGAUGAAAGAACUUAAACUUGACGAUGACAAUGAGCAAAAGUCACAAAGCGAUACAAUUAUUGACAUCGAUGAUGGAUCACAAGAAACUAUUGGCGAAGAGCUUACAGUCACAAGUAAUGAUAGAAAAAAUAUGUCCGGAAAACGCCCAAACUCUCCAUUGGACUAUGACCGUCAUUCGGCGUAUGCGUCCGCUGCAUCGAAAAGCCCAAAACGGUUUUACUCGAGUGGAGGUCGCGCGGUAGUAAAGUGUACUCCGUUUCUAUCUCAAAUCAUUAGCAGAACUAUUGCUGGAAGCGAUAGUGAAGUAACACCGACUGGCGGCACCUGUUCGACAAGGCUCGCUGAAAACGAUAGUUUCAACGAUUCGAAUAAUGUGCACAAGGUACGUACGGGGAAAACGCCACCAUCCCAAAGGCGGAUUUAUCGCCUUCCUGUAAAUUUGAAUCAGACGCCUGGCGAAAUACCGUCAGAUAUGACGCGCUUUCCACAGGACGCCGUUUGGAGAACAGGCGCUAUGGAGGAUUCGCCAAAUCACACAAUACUUGUGAAGGGUCCAUUCGAUGCAAGUGGCGAUACUCCUUGCAAAGCCGCACCAUCGAUACUCGUCGAUCGUUGGGACAAUCACCACGUAAAAAUGCCGUAUUCGUUAUUUUCGAAAUAUACUGACAGCGAUGGGACAGUGGUUCCUCGAUGGGAUAUCGUCCAAAGAGCCCUCGUGGAAACGAUGCAUUCCUUCGACGACCUUAGGGAGGCAAUUCUUAGCUAUAACGGAGGUUAUUCAUGGGACCUUAAUGAACUAGAAAAUGUCAUCGAAGAAAUGAGCUCCCAGGAGAGAGCUGACUUUUUCAACACUAUUUUGCCGGGUAUUGUCCGCCUCGCCCUUAAUCUUCCCACGAUUUGCACGCGGCCUCCACCGUUGCUUGCCCAAGGUCAUACGCACAGUGUAACAAUGUCUCAACAACAGGCGGCCAGUCUCCUGGCAAAUGCUUUCCUUUGUACGUUUCCUCGACGUAACACGUCCAAACCGGGUUCGCAGUACGACACUUAUCCGACAAUAAAUUUUCACACUCUCUUCAAUAGCUGCAACAAGCCAGGAAGACAAGACUGCCGAAAAGAAAAAAUCAAAUGCCUUCUAAAUUAUUUUAAGAGAGUCACUAGUGAAAUGCCAACUGGGAAUUUGACGUUUACUCGCAUGCGGUUUCGAUGCCGUAUAGGUUGGGCGGAUAGUACGACAAAGUUUAAAAAGGCGUUCGUCACAUCGGAAGGUUUCAUUGAGGAUCAAGGACAAGGCAUGUUAAUGGUGGACUUUGCUAAUCGGCGUGUUGGCGGAGGCGUACUCUGCGAUGGCUGUGUCCAAGAAGAAAUAUUGUUUGUCAUCUACCCUGAAUUAAUCAUCAGCAGACUCUUCGUCGAGGCAUUAGACGACGAUGAAGCUCUUCUCAUGACUGGCCCUGAACGAUUCAACGAAUACACAGAUUACAGCGAUAAUUUCCGGUGGCGCGGCAAUGUUUUCGAUUUUCGGGACCGAGACCAUUGGGGUAGAAAAUAUACGCAAUUAGUGGCGAUAGACGCACUCAAGCAUCAAGGCAGAAAGCAACAGCAUGAACAGUUCAAAAUUGAAAAAAUUAUGAGAGAGCUUGUCAAGUCAUUGUGUGGCUUCCAGACGCCGGGCUUUCCCCGCUCUGCGGUUGCUACCGGAAAUUGGGGCUGUGGUGCCUUUGGAGGUGAUGCGCGGCUUAAGUUUCUCGUUCAGUGGAUGGCCGCAUCGAGGGCCGGUAGACCUUUGGUGUACUUCACCUUUGGCGACCAUGAGCUCAUGUGUCAGUUGAGAUCUAUGCAGAAAUUAGUGACACAGCAAGACAUAACCAUUGAAAAGCCACGGAUUAGGCCGUCAUAGAAAAGGCGUUGCCGUUUUAGACGAUCAUAUGAUAGGCGACCUCACUUGCCUCCUACAAAAUAACGUUAUUGUCUUGCGCGUCCAGCGACGAAGUUUCGUAGCAGUUUAUAUUCAGUCGAUUGAUUCGGCAUCAACAUCGUUACUGGUGGAAAAAUUCGUCAGUGAACAGAAAUUGCUAUCUUCUCAUUCUGUCUCCCCUCUGGUCAUUGGCGGCGACUUCAAUGCUUGCUUAAACCAGCCGAACUUAAGUUGCCCUUCUAAACACACUCGCUGACGUUGAAUAGUCAGCCCAGCUCGGCAUCGACAGGACAUGCAGGAAGUUCAGUCAUCGAUAUAUUUGCGACGAACGUGAUCAGGAAUAGGAUAAAGUUUAGAAUGAAAAUCAUUCCCUGUCAGAAGGAGCAACCAUUCAUGCUCACAUAUCAACAGCGAUAGCCCUCUCUGUUCAAGUUGCAUCUGCGUGUACUGUCAAACGUCAAACUCCGUGGCGACACCCACGAGGUUUUUGCUGUAUCUGAGGUGCUAAACUCCGAAAUUUAUGUGCAGCAUCCGAUUGAAAUUCUCCAGUCGGCAGCGCAGCCUUUCUGUUUCAAUCGAAAGCAUAAGCCAUGGCUCAUCUCUGCUUUCAAACAUGUUUAGAGGGUCCUGAUGAGUUUGUCCCGCCAGUUUGAUUGCUCGCCCGAUUAGCUUCUCGUCCCUCACAAAUGACUUCUGGAAGAUACUUUCGUUUCAUCAAGGGAUACGGCUUUACGCACGGUGCUUUUCUUUCGCUAUGGAUCUUAAUGCAACGAGAUAUCCCUCAAUAAGGUAAGGCACGAACUAAUGCAAGUUCUUAGGAGCAAACGCAAUAAGAAGAAAGUCAUCGGUGCAUAUAAGAUCGGAACCGAAUACCUUAAAUGCGCCGUCAUUCUGGCACCGUCUUAGACGGCACUAUUUAAUGAAUGUCUAUAUACUGCUACACUCCCAUCCCACUGGGGAGGUGCCGCCCUUUUAGUGAUCCCAGAGGAGAGCAGCAACCUAACCGCGCUGUUAUCAUUGGGGAAUAUGAUAAUGAAAAAUGUUUGCCAUAAGCUACUCUUUGGCUUAUCUACUAAAAAAUUGAACACCUACUUAGAAAAUGUACACGCCAUCUUAACGAAGCAACAUGAUUUCUGGAGAACGCUCCACAGAAAUGGCGUGCGGAAUCCUGAUGGCCGACAUCAAAAGGGCACUAACCACGCCGUGCAGUUCGUUAUACGGUGUUUAUCGCUUUAAAGGCAGCCUUCGGCUCGGCCCCCAGAGACAAAGUUAUGCUCCUGCUAUCCGAAGUAAGUGCCCCUAUAAAUGUGCUCACUACAAUUCUACAGCAGACCAGGAUAACGACGAUGGAAUGGCCGAUCUCUUGCCCUUCACACAGAUAAAAGGCCUGGUUCAAGAAAAUAACCUCAGCCAAUAUUUAUUCUUUACCCUGUUAAAGGACCUUUCUGAUUAAACAAGAAGAUCAGUCGAUAUGCAGGUGACUUAAUGGUGAACAGAUCGAGCCGGUUCCCAGUGCAACAAACUCUAGCUCGGUGGCAUGCGGUCACAUAGGUAAAGUUCACUAAGACGGAGGCAAUGAAGUUUAGAAAGAGAGAGAAGACAGCGGCCAAGGCGCCGUGCAUUUUGCCGGGCAGUUUCUUUCUUGUGUAAACCAGUUUCUGUAUUUGGGGCUGCUUUUCCCUGUGAUCGGCAGGAAUUUCGUUACACAGGUCACUGAAAGAUGCAGAAAGACAGUGUUGGCCGCCGGGCGAUGAGAUUGCCUCGUGGCUUUUCCCUCUUGUCCGCCC